Molecule: messenger RNA, 987 nt
Organism: Thalassophryne amazonica
Lineage: Eukaryota; Metazoa; Chordata; Actinopteri; Batrachoidiformes; Batrachoididae
Product: P2Y purinoceptor 13-like
Biological process (GO): G protein-coupled receptor signaling pathway
Cellular component (GO): membrane
Molecular function (GO): G protein-coupled purinergic nucleotide receptor activity
Source: RefSeq, a predicted model, not a curated record
AUGAAUGCCACCCUGAUCAACACAACCAUGAAGUGUGUGCGGGACACAAGUGUAUCUUCUUUGGUGUUCCCCUGUCUGUACAGCAUCCUCUUUGUCGUCGCCCUGGUACCGAAUUUGCUUGCUGCAUGGAUCUUCUUCCACGUGCCCAACACUUCCACAUUUGUAGUCUUUUUGAAAAAUGUGGUGGUGGCUGACUUGCUGAUGAUUCUGACCAUCCCUGUGAGAGUCCUCAGCGAUGCAGGUGUGGGUUACUGGCAACUGCGUGUCUUCUACUGUCGAUACUCUGCUGUCCUCUCCUACGUCACCAUGUACAUCAGCAUCCUGUUGCUGGGCCUCAUAAGCUUGGACCGUUAUCUGAAGAUAGUCAAACUUACGAAGUGCGCCCUGCAGCGUGUGGGUGUUGCACAGAUUGUGAGUGCAGUUGUGUGGAUUGUGAUGCUCUCCCUGGCUCUGCCCAGUGUUAUUCUCAGUGACCAGACCUCAAAGAUCUCUGGGAGUAAAAUGAAGUGCGCCUCCAUAUUUCGCGAAGCUGGACUGCUUUGGCAUGAAGGAUUCACCUCUUUCUGUCAGGUAAUUUUCUGGGGCACACUGGCCUUGAUGGUGGUUUGCUACACGUUCAUCAGCAAGAAGGUGUAUGAGUCAUACAAAACCUCAAAGAGCAGUUCGGAAACAACCAGUCGCAAGAGCAAAGCAAAGGUCUUUGUGGUAGUUGGAGUGUUUUUUAUCUGCUUCGCCCCAUUCCACUUUGUAAGUGUCCCCUACACUCUGAGCCAAACACAGAAUGCAGUGAGAGACUGCCAAGCAGAGAAUGCACUCUAUGUUGCUAAGGAAACCACCGUGUGGCUAUCGGCCACAAAUGUCUGUCUGGAUCCGCUUAUCUACAUCUUCCUUUGCAACGUGUUUAGAAAACGUCUCACAGCUACUUUCUGUAGAACCCAUGAGAGGUCACUUAAUGUGAUAUUUUUCUCUGGCAAUGAUCAUUUGUGA